This is a messenger RNA of Hyaloscypha bicolor E, 1220 nucleotides long. RefSeq lists its product as uncharacterized. NCBI's taxonomy places the organism in Eukaryota, Fungi, Ascomycota, Leotiomycetes, Helotiales, Hyaloscyphaceae. The record is from RefSeq and is a predicted model, not a curated record. Bases 1 to 1119 code for a protein of 372 amino acids. The transcript is spliced from 6 exons.
AUGGCCAGCAACAUCAGUGACUUUAAGUUGGCCUCCACCGUUGCUGGCUUCACACUUGGGUUUGGCGUGCUCUGCGUCUGGAACGCCAUCCAGCAAACCAGAGCAAUUCGAUCGCCACUUCGCAGUGUCUACAUCUUCAUGGUUUGGGGAGAGAUCGUUGCCAACCUCGCCAUUGGCAUUAUUGGAUGGCUUUUCCUAGAUGGAAGCUCAUUAAGCGACAGUGUUCCCCUUUUCUUCAGCAUUCUCUUCCUUUGGGUGUUCGAGGUCCAACUGCUCAUGCAGAUCAUCAUUAAUAGAAUCACUGUCGUUGUGGAUGAUCAUCAACUAAUCUCAAGGCUCAAAUGGGGAACUGCGUUCGUGAUCACGAUGAUCAACAUUGCCGUGUUCGUCAUCUGGAUCCCAGCUCAUCUUGUCCCUCCUCCCAUUCCUCUCUUCGUGGAAAUCAACAAGUACUGGGACAGAACCUCGAAAGUAAUCAUCCUCAUCGUCGACGCAGGACUCAAUUACUUCUUCCUUCACACUGUCAAGAAACGACUUGUCAACUGCCACGGCCUGACUAAAUACGCACCACUCGUAGGCUUCAACGCCAAGUUGAUGGUGCUGUCAAUAGGAAUGGAUCUCAUGCUCAUCUGCCUCAUGUCCCUCAAAAACCAAGUCGUAUAUAUCCAAUUCCACCCUGUCGCCUACAUGGUAAAACUCAACAUCGAAAUGUCCAUGGCCUCCCUCAUUACAAAAAUAGCGCGCAACUCCGUCGAAGCUCGCAACAACGAGUUCGUGGUCCAAAACUCCUCCUCGCACAACCACUCUCAUUUCCACACCUCUCAUAUCCAAUCCAAGGCCGCAAUUGGUCUGCAGCCGGGCGUGAAUGCGAGCGCUGUGAGUAAGAUGAGAGGUGCGGCAGAGGAGAGACAGAGCUUUGAGGGGAUCAGGACCUUGAAGGAAGUCGAUGUUACGGUUGAGAGCGUUCAAGUCCCGCAGACCGUGUGGAGGAAGAGUGAGAGUGAUAGUGGGGUUGAAGAUGGGUUUGGGCGAAAGCAGACGAGUAAGAUGGGGAGUGAGGAUGAGCUUCCGUUGGCGCCGGAGGUGCCGAAGAAGCAACAUGUGGAGUGGAAGAACUGAACUCCUGAACGCGAUGUUGGUUGUUUACCUACCUUUCAUUUCGGAUUGGGAGGAUUCGGUCGGGUUGCCGGCGAAUUGGGGAUGUAAUGGGAAAGGAAGCG